Phragmites australis (common reed) is the source of this 1285-nucleotide messenger RNA. RefSeq lists its product as uncharacterized. Gene Ontology annotation, molecular function: cadherin binding. The transcript is spliced from 4 exons. The record is from RefSeq and is a predicted model, not a curated record. Gene Ontology annotation, cellular component: mitochondrion; nucleoplasm. Lineage: Eukaryota; Viridiplantae; Streptophyta; Magnoliopsida; Poales; Poaceae. Bases 193 to 1035 code for a protein of 280 amino acids.
CUAGAUAUAUUGCGCAGAACAGCCAACCCUUCUUCGCCUCAUCUCCACCCGUGCGGCGGCGGCGGCGACAACUCCAGCGGCCUCCCGCUUUCCCACCCAGCCGCCGUCGAUCCCCCAAAAAUCGUAGGAUCGUACGGUCCCCGACCGGAUCCGCGGGCAGCGGGCUCCGCGGAGGCUCUAGAUUCGCGCGCGAUGCCGCGCGACCUGUCGCCGUCGCCGCCGCGCAGGCGGCGGCGGUCACCGUCCCCGCCGCGGUACCGCGGCCGGAGGGGGCGCAGGGACCGCAGCCCCAGCCCCGUCCGCAUCAGGUCCCCCUAUCGUCCAUCGUAUAGAAGGAAGAGCCCUUCACCUUCCCCAAGAAGGCGCAAGAGCCGUUCUCCAUCGCCUAGGAGGCGCAAGAGUCGAUCAGCAUCACAAAAGCGUUACAGAAGAAAGAGAAGUCGGAGUGUCACUAGCUCUCCAAUCACCAAAUCUCAAAGUCCUCACCUCGGAUCGACAGAGAAUAAGAAUGCUAUUGAUAAGCAAAGGCUAGAAGAAGAAAAGAAAAGGCGCCAAAAAGAAGUUGAACUGAGACUAUUAGAGGAGGAAACUGCAAAAAGAGUUGAGCAAGCUAUUAGGAAAAAAGUUGAGGAUAGUUUGAAUUGUGAGGAAAUUAAGCAUGAAAUACAACGACGAAUUGAUGAAGGGCGAAGAAGGAUACAUGAAGAGGUAGUGGCCCAAAUUGAGAAAGAAAAGGAGGCAGUUUUAACUGAAGCCAAGCAGAAAGCGGAACGAGAAAAAAAGGAGCGAGAGGAGCUAGAGAAAAAGCUCGAGGAAGAACAAAAGAAAGCCGAAGAGGCAUUGAUGAAAGAAGCAAUGGAACAGCAGCAGAAAGAACUAGAGCGGUACCAGGAGCUGGAGAGGCUUCAGAAAGAAAGGGAGGAAGCCCUGAAACGAAAACAGACGGAGGAAGAGCAGCAGAGGCAGAACCAGAUGAAGCUGCUGGGCAAGAACAAGUCGCGGCCAAAGUUGUCCUUCGCUCUUGGGAUGAAGUAGCGUUUGAUUCACCAAAAGAAAAUUAGCAUUUUAGUUUGUUGUAACCACCUAUCUCUAUGAAAUUGCCCAUGUUUUCCUUAGACAAAUUGUGAUGGGUUAAGGGCCCGAUUGGUUGUCUGUAUGGUUCAGCCUGGCUCGUAUUAGUGAGCCAGACUGAGGAGAUGCAAUAGGAGCGUCCAUGGUUCGACCCAGACUUGCUCCACGUAUCCAUGCAACUAAUUAAGGGCCAUGGGUAGACCCAAUUUGCAGA